Messenger RNA from Aegilops tauschii subsp. strangulata, 612 nucleotides. The record is from RefSeq and is a predicted model, not a curated record. Lineage: Eukaryota; Viridiplantae; Streptophyta; Magnoliopsida; Poales; Poaceae.
AUGCUGAUCUCCCGAGGCGGUGCCUCUGAUUCGUCACCGGUCGGCACUGCCACAGACCCGGGCGUCGCGCCCUUAUCUGCCCCCGGGGCUCGCGCGCCAGUGCCCCAGCCAGCGAAGACCACGGGCAUGGUGUUUCUGAAGAGGGUGAGAGAUUACGCCGCCGUGGAUCAUAUCUUGAUGCCUCCCUUCGGUAUGGCUAGGCCAACGCAUGUGGUGAAGAAGAAGAAGGAGGCGGCUGUGGUCCCCAUAGCUCAGCAGCCUGCCGCGGCCGCACCACCCCUGGCACAGAAGGAUGGUGAUGGCCCUCGUGCUUCUGUGGCAGGGUUAUCCUCGCAGGACUUGGAGGCCCAGCCUCAGGAGAAGGUGGUCUCUGUAGUCAAGCCGGCUCCGGAGGCGCCCGCCCUCAGCUCGCCUACUGAGGUACCGAACGCUCAGGAGCCCCCGGGCCCCUCAGCUGCUGCUAACUUGCUGACCCUGGCGCCGGUGCUGCCCCCUCCCACUUCCAUCACGCUGUUGGGCCGUGGUUCUUCUGCUUCGCCUGGUGCUCUGGAGGAGUCUCUUUCCGCACUGACCCAGCUUCGCGACGACGUCAAGACGCCGAUCAUCGCCUAG